AUGAAUGUGCCACUUACUUUGGCAAAGCUGGAGUUGGAAGCUAAGUUUGUGAAGGAAAUAGCGAAGGAGAAGAUGGCGCAGUUGAGGGGGGCACAAGUCAGUUGGCGACAUGAGAGCUUCAAUAUACAAUGCUAUGCCUUUGGCUGGGACGACGACGUGAAGUCCCCGACCGACAAAGAAAUUGAAUCCCCUGAUGCCCUCACCGUUUCCUCCAAGGUGUGUUGGGCAAUAAGGCAGGGUUUUUGGACCUUUGUGGACAUGGCAAGCGGAAGUUAUCUCUGGAGGAAUUUGGUUUCCUCUUCCACUUCUUGUACAGGGAAGCGUGCUGAUUAG
Molecule: messenger RNA, 333 nt
Organism: Fraxinus pennsylvanica
Lineage: Eukaryota; Viridiplantae; Streptophyta; Magnoliopsida; Lamiales; Oleaceae
Source: the annotation of a GenBank genome assembly